Molecule: messenger RNA, 1947 nt
Organism: Carassius gibelio (silver crucian carp)
Lineage: Eukaryota; Metazoa; Chordata; Actinopteri; Cypriniformes; Cyprinidae
Exons: 6
Coding region: 341-1114 (257 amino acids)
Source: RefSeq, a predicted model, not a curated record
GUAAGAUCACUUUCAAAAAGAUGUAUGCACAACUUUAAGCAUUCAUAUUCGUAUUUUUAAACAUUUGUGCGUAAAUUAACUUAGUCACGCAAAAUUACGUUUUCAUACACGUGAGUCAAUAAAAUUACAUUUGUGUUUUUAUGUGAGUGUGACUCUAGAAGCCAUGACUGUAAACAUUCACGAGUACAACUCUGAUUUCUACGACUACGAAUUCUUCACUAUGAACACAAAUUCAAGUUUGUGGGUACGAGUAAAGAACAGUUGAAAUGACGUCACUGCCGUCCCAGGGCAGGUAAUCGAACCUCGAUUCCAUCUAACGCGCAUGCGUCAAAGGUGAAAGAUGGCUAACAACAGACCUGAGGCUGCCAACCUAGGCUCAGCAUCACAGGGACCACUGGCUACUCAGUUACUGCAGCGUCUGGAAUCAAGGAUCACUGACACGUUAAGUCAACCAUACUUUAAUUUGGACUACUUCCAGUACGUUGUAAAUCAGGAAGCCUUUAUUCUGACAUCUGCAUCUAGCAUUUUAAACAUCCCAGCUGAAAUUGUGGAGUGUCUUUUAUCCCUUCAAAGAAUGAUCCACGCAGCUCUUUCCCAAGAGAGUCCUUGUGUUUUUAUUAGAGAAGGAGGACGCGGCCGACCAAAAUUUUGUUUUUCUGAGGAGCUGCUGUCCCGGCUCAUUGACAUGCCCUUACCAGUGUCUUGUAUCGCCAACCUGCUGGGUGUCAGCCAAAGUACAAUUUUCCGGCGUAUGCAUGAACUCAGGUUGUCCACAAGACUUACAUACAGCAGUUUAUCUGACAGUGAACUGGAUGAUGCUGUCAUCUCCAUAAAAACCAGGAUCCCAAACGCAGGAUACAGAAUGGUUAAAGGUUGUCUCCAAUCAAAUGGACAUAGAGUUCAGUGGAAUCGCAUCAAGGAGUCCAUGCACAGAGUUGACGCUCCAGGAAUUUUGGAAAGAAUGACACAGCUGGGUUGCAUCGUCAGGAGGACAUACUUCGUACAGCGGCCUUUGUCAUUAGUGCACGUGGACACUAACCAUAAGCUCAUAAGGUACAACAUCGUCAUAUUUGGAGCAAUAGAUGGUUACUCAAGAAAGGGUCAGGGGAGAUGAAGGCGUUGAAAAUGUCGCAAUUGCUGAAACCAUGUUCAGUGUUAAAGGCACCGGAAGAGGGAGCUUCAUCGCUGGGCGAAGCGUACACAACCAAAGGAUUGAACGCCUAUGGCGAGAUGUCUGGACCUCUGUCACUCAUCUGUACUAUGAAGUUCUUCACAGUCUAGAAGAAGAUGGCCUGUUGGAUUUGUCAGAUGCUGUCCAUCUGUUUUGUGCCCAUUAUGUGUUCCUUCCGCGUCUGGCAGAGACCCUUCACACAUUCACAGAAGGCUGGGACAACCAUCCCUUACGAUCUGAAGGUGGACUCACCCCUAACCAACUCUGGGUUAUGGGUCACAUGCAGAACCCUUGUGACGCAGAUGAAGAUUUGCAGAACACGGAGCUGUUUGAUGGUGUGCCUGAAGAACCUUAUGGAGUUGAAGUCCCAGAAAUUGAGUGCCCGCUGACUCCAGCUAGUAUGGAAACUGUACAGUCCAUGAUCGAUCCCUCUGCAUCGUCAGAAUCAUUUAGCAGAGACAUUUAUAUAUCAAUGGUUCAGUGCAUUGAAAGUCUAUGUGUGACACAAAGAAACACCUAAGAUAUAAGCAGUCCUUACAAAAGAUUUAAUGGAAUGAAGUUGAACAUUUGCAAACAGACUGCCAGUUACAAAAGGCUUGCUGUGAUAUUACUUCAUUUUAUCACGGGAGUAACAGUGAGGUAAAAAACUAACUCCUCAUUCAUUUUGGUUUUAAAGUGAACCAUUAAUAACAGCAAAACAAUGGUUUUGUAACAAUGAAUAAAGUUAUUCACAGAAACAAGAAAAUGGCAAAUAAAAUGGCAAUAAAACAAAACAA